AAGUGAAGCAAAUUUUUCUGUUUAUUCAACUCAGAAAUUUUUUAUCAUGCUUAUUCUUAAUUGCCUCAUUUAAUAAUUAAUUUUUACCAAAAAUUGUGAACUAAGGAGCGUACAGGAACAGUUUUGCCGAUACCGACUGGGUGUUUGUCCACUUCUACAAUAGAACAAAAAAUCCUGAAAAGCGAAACUGCACCUUUUUGUACAUAUGUAAUUAAGAGCCGGCAAAAAUGGAACGUUUGGCCAAAGUUUUUUCGAAGCAAGACGAACUGAUCGAUCUUGACGGAGGAUUCAAGGAUGAAUUUGAAACAAUUAAGUCCCUGGACUCCCUACCUGCGGAAAAGCUGGAGAGGUUUCGCCAGCUGACCCUUAAAUUGCUUAAGGAUUUGGAGCAACCACACGACCGAGAAAAGUGUGCGGAGAGGUCAAGGAUUCUGCGCGAGGAAGGAAACAUCGUAUUUAGGGGACCCGCCACCGAAAAUGGAUCUUCCCAGGACGCAGAGAGAGUGUUGAAAGCUUGCAGGCUUUACACGAAAGCCGUUUUUGAGGCAGAGGACGCGGUGGAUGAGUUGGCUUUAGCCUACGCCAACCGAGGAAUGGCCCUGCAGGAGUACGGAUUCUAUAGUGAAGCCUACGACGACUGCGCCAAUGCGCUGGAGUGCGGCUAUCCGGAGCGGCUGAGGCAUAAGGUGAUCAUGAGGCAAGCACACUGCGCAUGGAAGCUGCAAAAGAUUGGGCCUCUCGAGGCGCAUAUAACAAGUCUGGAGCAGCUACAACUGAACGAGAACUUUUUGCAACAGCUCAAUAACCUGAAGGAGAAACUGCAGCUUCUUAAGAGCGAGCCCGAGAAACCAAGCACGAAAGAAGAAGGCGAAAAAAAAACCCUUGAGGAAAUCUCUACAGAUCCUGGCCCGCGUGGUCGCUAUAUGGUGGCCCAGGCGAGCAUAAAGCAGGGCCAAAUCAUCUUCUCCGAGCGAGCCUCUUGUUUUGUUCCCCUGGAGCAGCGCUUGAUUUGUCAGCAGUGCGCUGCAAGCUUGAUGAGUGCACCAAUUCCUUGCUGCAAGUGCCAUCAGAGGGUCGUUUACUGCUCAAGAAAGUGCCGAGAGGCCCACUUAGGCAUCCAUAAGUAUGAGUGUGCGGCCUACGGAAGGGAUCUUCUCAAGCUGCUAGGUGUUUCUCACUUGGCCUUGCGUAUGCUCUUGGCUUACAUACCCCUAAUGCUGCCGCAACUGCAGGUGGGCACAGACGCUCAGCAGAUUUGGGAAGGAAUCAUUAAGCUGGUUAAGACACCGAACGGUAGAGAAACCGCGCCAGAAUAUUUGCUAAGCCUUCGCAUGGUCAGCCAUCUGGACCAGGCAUCUAAGGCGGAGCUAGUCUACCACGCCCUUUGCGCCAAUCUGCUGCAGGUUUACUUGAAGGAGCACACCGAUUUCUUUGAUCAGUUUCACUCCUCGUUGGCCAGCACAAAAGAAUGGCAACAGAUUACAUCGGCACUGAUUCUUCGAUUUGCCGGUCAGCUCUUGGCCAAUGGCCAUGUUGGCGAUGCCCUCCUUCCAGUUGGCUUGGAGCCGAACGAGUUCGCUCUGCUGCAACCGGACAUGUGGGAGAAGCCACGACACCUAAAGGUUGGUCAGUUGCACAAUAUGGCCCAUUCGGAACUGAUCACGGCCAUUAAUCUGCCGUACUUGAGCCUGUGCAACCAUUCCUGCGUCCCUUCGAUUCGCACCAAGUUUGACGGUUGUUCUGUUGUUAACUACGCUGCGAAUAACAUCUUGGCGGGCGAGGAGAUAUUCAACUGCUAUACGAGGGACUUCAGGAACAGCCUGAAGCUGCAGCGAUCCGAGCCCUUAAUGGAAGUCUACAAAUUCAAGUGCAACUGCGACAAGUGCUCCCGAACUGAUCCCGAUCAGGAUUAUCUUACUUUCCAUCAGUAUCGCUGCGAACAACCCAACUGCAGGAAAGUUUUCCUGCCGCAAAUUGAACCUCAAAAGAGUAAUCUUCGCUGGUGGCUCUCACCUAACGAAAACCACUCGAUAAUUUGCACAGUAUGCAAGGAACGGCAACUUUUCAGCUGGUACAACGGGUUCCUUGACCUCAUCGAGAGCUGUGCGGACCCGUCAAGAAGGCAGGCGCUGUUCCAAGCAUUCGAUGAUCUGGACAAAUGGUUGGUCGACCAUCACAGUCUUAAAAGAAAUCUGGCCGAAGAACUAAUUACGGCCUGUUUUGUGGAAAUAGACGAAGGGACUUUGUUGGAUGAGUUGGAGUACAAAAAGCUGGCAAACAUUAUUCGGCGGCAGCUAGAAGGCAUUGCUGCCCAGUGCGGCGACACGUCUAUGGAGUACAUCGUGCAGAUGACCUUUCUCAUGGAUCUCAUUGCCCUGAAAAAAUGCCAAAGCAAAAAAGAGGAACUUUUGGAGUUGAAGGAAAAGCUGGAAUACCUGGCCAACGAACAUCGCGCAGUUUUUUUGAACUAUUACAACGAUUUUAUUGAGCAACAAUGUAAAUAACAAUAUACACGAGAUGAAGUGGGAGGCAUAUUCGUGAGGCAUCACGCCCCGUCGAGGAUAGAAGGUGUGGGUGGUGGAGAACUUUAGC
This is a messenger RNA of Drosophila ficusphila, 2592 nucleotides long. RefSeq names its product SET and MYND domain-containing protein 4 (gene Smyd4-1). The transcript is spliced from 5 exons. The coding region runs from base 228 to 2504 and encodes 758 amino acids. Lineage: Eukaryota; Metazoa; Arthropoda; Insecta; Diptera; Drosophilidae. Gene Ontology annotation, molecular function: protein binding. The record is from RefSeq and is a predicted model, not a curated record.